Magnolia sinica is the source of this 1267-nucleotide messenger RNA. RefSeq names its product mitogen-activated protein kinase kinase 9-like. Gene Ontology annotation, molecular function: ATP binding; protein serine/threonine kinase activity. Gene Ontology annotation, cellular component: cytoplasm. Gene Ontology annotation, biological process: protein phosphorylation. The record is from RefSeq and is a predicted model, not a curated record. The transcript has a single exon. NCBI's taxonomy places the organism in Eukaryota, Viridiplantae, Streptophyta, Magnoliopsida, Magnoliales, Magnoliaceae. The coding region runs from base 71 to 1063 and encodes 330 amino acids.
AUUCCAGAGCCCCUCAGGCACCAUCUCUCUCUCUUUCUCUUCUCUUUCUCUCAAGCAAAUCAUCAAACACAUGGCAGUAAUUCGCGACCGCAGGCCUCCCAACCUCAAACUCCCCUUACCCGAGCCCACCUCCGUCGGCCCUACCUCCCGGCCUCGCUUCCCUCUCCCUCUACCCCCAACCACAACCACCACCGCCUCCUCCUCCAACAUCGACCGCCUCUCCGACCUUGAGCGCCUCACCGUCCUCGGCCACGGCAACGGAGGCACCGUCUACAAGGUCCGACACCGCCGCACACACGCCUUCUACGCCCUCAAGCUCGUCCACUCCGACUGCGACACCACCUCCCGCCGUCAGAUCCUCCGCGAGAUGGACAUCCUCCGCCGUACGGACUCUCCCUACGUAGUCCAAUGCCACGGAAUCUUCCAGAAAUCCUGCGGCGACAUCGCUAUCGUCAUGGAGUACAUGGACAGCGGCACGCUCGAGUCCGUCCUCCACCGAUCUGGCAUCUUUUCCGAAAAUGCCCUCGCCUCCGUCUCCAAGCAGGUCCUCGAAGGCCUCAGCUACCUCCACAGCCACAAGAUCGUCCAUCGCGACAUCAAGCCGUCCAAUCUCCUCCUCAACUCCAAGUCCGAGAUCAAGAUCGCCGACUUCGGCGUCAGCAAGAUCAUGUGCCGCACGCUCGACGCGUGCGACUCCUACGUUGGCACGUGCGCCUACAUGAGCCCCGAGCGCUUCGAUCCCGACACGUACGGCGGAAACUACGACGGCUACGCCGGCGACAUCUGGAGCUUGGGCCUGACGCUCCUUGAGCUCUACAUCGGCCAUUUUCCCUUUUUACACCCGGGCCAGCGCCCCGACUGGGCGACGCUAAUGUGCGCCAUAUGCUUCGGUGAGCCACCGAGCUUGCCGGAAACCGCGUCCGCCGAAUUCCGGAGCUUUAUCAAGUGCUGCCUGCAGAAGGAUUCAAGCCGGAGGUGGACUGUGGCGCAGCUCCUGACGCAUCCGUUUGUGACGAGGAAAAGGGAUCUGACGGCUGGAUUUGAGGGUCUCUCGAUAUCAUGAACGGUUCUGAUGAGAGAGAUUUGCGGGUUUGUACAUACAUCGCGACGGACUCGCUGAGUACUUAAGAAAUUAGUGACAUUUUCACAGUAAAUCAGCUGUUGAAGUCGGUGGAUUUUUUCCUUCUUUUUUUCUUUAAUUUGUAAUUAUUAUAUAUUAGUUUCUUAAUAUUUUAAAUCUCAAGGAAAAUUAGGUCUCUGACUAUCA